CUUUCGACUAUUACCACAAGUGAGUAAAAAUAUAAAAUGCUGGAAGAUUGCAGAGACAUGUCAAGACAUAGUAAAGCUUGAAGUGAAGUGUCAGCCAAGACAAAAACUAUGUAUUGCUAGACAUAAACAACAGGAAGUUUGUUAAAUAAAUAAAACUGAUAAAUAAUAACCAAAAAAAAGUAAAAAUGUCAGAUUGUGUUAAAUCUGGAUGUAAUAAUUCAACACAAAAAAAACGUUCAAUAAAAACAUUGUCCAAUGUUGAUGAAUGCCCAGAGAAACGGUUCAGAAAUAUUGCCCGUACUGAUAGAUCACCAGGCGAACAUACGUAUUGUUUAUAUGAGGAACAUUAUAAACCUGAUACGAUUGCAAAACCUCCUGAUGGUAAACGAUUUGUUAAGUCAUUUGCUGUACCUACAGCAUUUCCACAACAAAAGAUUUUUAAAAUAGCCAACAGUGACAAGGUGAAUUCUUCAAAUUUGAGGAAAAAUUCAAACCAAGCUCAGAACCUCAAACCAAAAAAUAAUGAAAUAUCAUUAUCUGAUAAUGAUACAUCAGAGUUUGAAGUGAUUGAAGAAAUAGAAUUUGACGUAAUAGACGAUCAAGAAAAAAUAAUAAGUGAAACCCGCGAUAAUUUGACUGCAAUUCGAGAAAAUUUUCUUCCAAAGAAAGAAGAUAUAGUUGAUGAAAAAAAAGCAUUAUCACAAAAUCAAAAAAAAUUAUUGAAAAGUCAGAAAAAGUUUCGUAUGAAUCAGAAAAAUUCGAUUGAUAACACAGAAAAAUUACAUGAUAUUAAAGAAAUUUCAACUGGAAAUGAUGCCGCCACACUUGAAAAUAAAAAAAAUAUAAUUAAAUGGCAAAAAAACUCUUCGAAAGAUUUACAAAAUUUACUUUAUCACAAAGAAAAAUCAUCUGAAAAUCAUGUACUUUUACUCGUUAAACACGAAAAUCCACCGGCAGCUUAUAAAAAUUUAAUUGAAAAUCGAAAUAAGUUAUGCGAGAAUCAGAAAAAUGAUCAGAAUAAAGAAACAGUGAAUAAUAAUAAAGUACUUUUAAUUCACAAUCAAGGAAAGUUGAGUGUAAAUCAAGAAAAUUUAAUGCAACACAAUAUAAAGUUACACCAAAGUAAUGAAAGUACUGAUCAGAAUACUAAAAAAUCUCACAUAAAGCGAGUCAAUUUAAUUCACAACUCAAAAGAAAAAUUGUGUCUUAAACAAGAAAAUGUAACUCAGAAUAAUGUCAAAGUACAACAAAUUCAAGAAAAGUUAUGUGAAAAACAGACAAAUUUCACUCAAAACAAAGAAAAAUUUAACAAAAUUCAAGUAAAAUCAACAAAAUGUGAAAAAGAAGUACAUCAAGAACAAUUACAUUCAACAUCAAAUGUACAAAAAUUACCCCAAGUUUUUGAAGGUUUGAGUUCUAACCUUACGAACAAAGUAUUUUUGAUUGUCAAACAAGAAAAAUCAGAGCAAAAUCGAGAGACCGUACUGCAAAAUCAAGAUAAGUCGGGCCAAACUCAAGAAAACUCAAAUUUGAAUAACGAAAAGUCUCUUAAAAGUCAAGUAAUUUUAAUUCAAAAUCAAAACAAUACACAAAAAACCCAAGAAAACUUGAAUCAAAAUGAAAAAAAUUUAGUUAAAAAUCAAGUAUUUUUAAUUCUAAAACCAGAACCAGUAUCGCAAAAAGAAGAAAGUGUUACUGUAAAACAAGAAGAGGCGGUAGAAAUUCAAGACGAUGCAAUUAAAACUCAAGAAAAACAAAAUUCAAGUCAAGAAACUUUUGGUCCAAUAAAAAGAAAGUUACGUUCAAGUCAAAACAAAGAUACUCCGGAUCAAAAAAAGUUAUGUACCGAUAAAAAUAAUGAAAAAUUAAAUGAAAAUCGCAUAAAGUUAAGCCAAUAUUUAAAACAUUUAAAUAAAACCAAUGGAAAUACAACUGAAGCGGAAGAUAACAUAAAUAAUAAUUCAAAAACUGAUAAAAAUGAUAAAAAUAUAUCAAAGAAUAUAAAAGACAGUGAAAAUAAUUUGAACGAAACAAAAGUUGAGAUUGACGAUGAUCCAUUCAGUACCAACGAUCCAGAACAGUUUUCAACGAAUUUUAAGCCAGCAUCGAUGUCAGUGCCUACAAGUAGUGGUAAUGAUAAAGACAAAGUAAAUUAUAUGAGCAAAUUAAUUGAAAAACAACAGCAACUCCUUCGAGUGUACAGAAACAAGCUUGGUUUUGCGAGAUAUAAAAUAAAAGAUCUUGAAGCUAAAUUUGAUUCAUGGAGAACAAUGAUGGAGACUAUCUUUAAUGAAGAUCAAAUAAAUUAUUUAGAAGCAUUGCAAUCACAAAAAAAACGUUGUAGAUGCUGGUCAGUUGCUACAAUUAAAGAUGCUUUGGAAAUAAAAUCGAUUAUUGGAACAAGUGGUUACGAAGAGCUCCUGAGACGGAAAUAUCCUUUUCCAGCUUUAAGAACACUGAGAGAAAAAACGCAAAAAACAAAACUUGAUGAAUGAAAAUUUAUUAUUAAUGUUACAAUAAUAUUUAAUAAAGUUAUUUUUUAUUAUCGU
Molecule: messenger RNA, 2549 nt
Organism: Microplitis mediator
Lineage: Eukaryota; Metazoa; Arthropoda; Insecta; Hymenoptera; Braconidae
Product: probable WRKY transcription factor protein 1
Exons: 4
Coding region: 186-2495 (769 amino acids)
Source: RefSeq, a predicted model, not a curated record